CCGCUCGCCGCCUUCCUCCCUCUGCCUUCCUUCCCCACGGCCGGCCGCCUCCUCGCCCGCCCUCCCGCAACCCAGGAGCCGAGGCCGCCGCGGCCGUGGCGGCGGAGCCCUCAGCCAUGGCCUCGGGCGACACCCUCUACAUUGCCACGGACGGCUCGGAGAUGCCGGCCGAGAUCGUGGAACUGCACGAGAUCGAGGUGGAGACCAUCCCGGUGGAGACCAUCGAGACCACGGUGGUGGGCGAGGAGGAGGAGGACGACGAAGACGACGAGGACGGCGGCGGCGGCGACCACGGCGGCGGGGGCGGCCACGGGCACGCCGGCCACCACCACCACCACCACCACCACCACCCGCCGAUGAUCGCGCUGCAGCCGCUGGUCACCGACGACCCGAGCCAGGUGCACCACCACCAGGAGGUGAUCCUGGUGCAGACGCGCGAGGAGGUGGUGGGUGGCGACGACUCGGACGGGCUGCGCGCCGAGGACGGGUUCGAGGACCAGAUCCUCAUCCCGGUGCCCGCUCCGGCCGGCGGCGACGACGACUACAUCGAGCAGACGCUGGUCACCGUGGCGGCGGCCGGCAAGAGCGGCGGGUCCUCGUCGGGCGGCGGCCGCGUCAAGAAGGGCGGCGGCAAGAAGAGUGGCAAGAAGAGUUACCUGGGCAGCGGGGCCGGCGCGGCGGGCGGCGGCGGCGCCGACCCGGGCAAUAAGAAGUGGGAGCAGAAGCAGGUGCAGAUUAAAACCCUGGAGGGCGAGUUCUCCGUCACCAUGUGGUCCUCAGAUGAAAAAAAAGAUAUUGACCAUGAAACGGUGGUUGAAGAGCAGAUCAUUGGCGAGAACUCACCUCCUGAUUAUUCUGAAUAUAUGACAGGCAAGAAACUCCCUCCUGGAGGGAUACCUGGCAUUGACCUCUCAGACCCUAAGCAACUGGCAGAAUUUGCUAGAAUGAAGCCAAGGAAAAUUAAAGAAGAUGAUGCUCCAAGAACAAUAGCUUGCCCUCAUAAAGGCUGCACAAAGAUGUUCAGGGAUAACUCUGCUAUGAGGAAGCAUCUGCACACCCACGGUCCCAGAGUCCACGUCUGUGCAGAAUGUGGCAAAGCGUUCGUUGAGAGCUCAAAGCUAAAACGACACCAGCUGGUUCAUACUGGAGAGAAGCCCUUUCAGUGCACAUUCGAAGGCUGUGGGAAGCGCUUUUCACUGGACUUCAAUUUGCGCACGCACGUGCGAAUCCAUACCGGAGACAGGCCCUAUGUGUGCCCCUUCGACGGUUGUAAUAAGAAGUUUGCUCAGUCAACUAACCUGAAAUCUCACAUCUUAACACACGCUAAAGCCAAAAACAACCAGUGAAAAGAAGAGAGAAGACCUUCUCAAACAUGGGAAGCAUCUUCGAGAAUAUGAUUGGGAAUAAAUAUGCCUCUCCUUUGUAUAUUAUUUCUAGGAAGAAUUUUAAAAAUGAAUCCUACACACCUAAGGGACAUGUUUUGAUAAAGUAGUAAAAUUUAAAAAAAUACUUUAAUAAGAUGACAUUGCUAAGAUGCUCUAUCUUGCUCUGUAAUCUCGUUUCAAAAACAAGGUGUUUUUGUAAAGUGUGGUCCCAACAGGAGGACAGUUCAUGAACUUCACAUCAAAAGACAAUUCUUUAUACAACAGUGCUAAAAAAUGGGACUUCUUUUCACAUUCUUAUAAAUAUGAAGCUCACCUGUUGCUUACAAUUUUUUUAAUUUUGUAUUUUCCAAGUGUGCAUAUUGUACACUUUUUGGGGAUAUGCUUAGUAAUGCUGUGUGAUUUUUCUGGAGGUUGAUAACUUUGCUUGCGGUAGAUUUUCUUUAAAAGAAUGGGCAGUUACAUGCAUACUUCAAAAGUAUUUUCCUGUACAAAAAAAGUUAUAUAGGUUUUGUUUGCUAUCUUAAUUUUGGUUGUAUUCUUUGAUGUUAACACAUUUUGUAUAAUUGUAUCGUAUAGCUGUAUUGAAUCAUGUAGUAUCAAAUAUUAGAUGUGAUUUAAUAGUGUUAAUCAAUUUAAACCCAUUUUAGUCACUUUUUUUUCCAAAAAAUACUGCCAGAUGCUGAUGUUCAGUGUAAUUUCUUUGCCUGUUCAGUUACAGAAAGUGGUGCUCAGUUGUAGAAUGUAUUGUACCUUUUAACACCUGAUGUGUACAUCCCGUGUAACAGAAAGGGCAACAAUAAAAUAGCGAUCCUAAAGAAAGAUUAUGGCAGAAAGAGAUCUGUAAGCACAGCCUUAUUUUCUUCUGUUGUCCAGAAUACUUAUAAUUCUUGAGCCUCCCAGAAAUUGGAAGCUAAAUAAAGCAACUCGAGUUUCCUUUAUUUUGCACUCAGUGACAGUGACUGUGAUGAGAUCCGUGCAUAGACACUUAAUAUUUCCUACAUGCCCUGAAUUCCGGAAGAGUAGGCAGUAGGCACCCCAAGCUAAGGAACUACCUCAGAGUACACCAGAUGGCCCAUGUCCGACAGGAUUGCCCUUGAUAUCCUGGUCCGUGUGGGAGUGAUAUAUUUGCAUGGGCCCUGAUGCUUUCUGAAUGGGAGGCACCAACUGGCAAUGAGUGCACCAGGGAGCAUGGGCCUCCUCAUCACUCAGGCUGCCUUCAAGGGCAGUGGCUCCUUGGCUUGUCCAAUAGGAAAUCCAGUGCAGUCCUUAUUAGAUGCUAGCAGAUGUAGCAAUUGAGUGCCAGUAGCAGUUUGAUGCUUGUAAACACACUAAGGGCAGAGCGGCAAGGCGAUUAGAUUAUUGUUGUAGAAAGUUGUACUCAGUGAGUACUUGACUUGUCAUGUUGUGACCUCUUCGAUGUAUGAAUAUAAUUUUUGAAUUUUACUUAGUCAAAUACCAGACUUGUUAAAUAUUUUAUAAACUGCCGUGAUACAUCAAAAUCUCAUUUAUUCAAAAUGCAAACCUAACUGUCUGUCUUUCUGUGCUGAAUGCUUAACUAUAAGGUAAAUGACAAAAACCAAUACCAGAUUUAGUCACAAAGAGGCCGGGAGACCAACCGGUCGAACACUUAGCUCGAUUUCUUAUGGCCUCACCAGGAGGAUUGGUGACCUAGAAACAGUGACCCUGUGGCUCUGUGGAAUUUUGAAGUGCCUUCUGAACUAUAAAUGAAAAUCGUAACUUGG
This is a messenger RNA of Microtus ochrogaster (prairie vole), 3127 nucleotides long. It is a transcript of the gene Yy1, whose product is annotated as YY1 transcription factor. Gene Ontology annotation, biological process: regulation of transcription by RNA polymerase II. The record is from RefSeq and is a predicted model, not a curated record. Gene Ontology annotation, cellular component: chromatin; transcription regulator complex; PcG protein complex. Lineage: Eukaryota; Metazoa; Chordata; Mammalia; Rodentia; Cricetidae. Gene Ontology annotation, molecular function: RNA polymerase II cis-regulatory region sequence-specific DNA binding; DNA-binding transcription factor activity, RNA polymerase II-specific.